Mercenaria mercenaria is the source of this 3998-nucleotide messenger RNA. RefSeq names its product dopamine D2-like receptor. Gene Ontology annotation, cellular component: membrane. The coding region runs from base 1258 to 3027 and encodes 589 amino acids. The transcript is spliced from 2 exons. NCBI's taxonomy places the organism in Eukaryota, Metazoa, Mollusca, Bivalvia, Venerida, Veneridae. Gene Ontology annotation, molecular function: neuropeptide receptor activity. The record is from RefSeq and is a predicted model, not a curated record. Gene Ontology annotation, biological process: neuropeptide signaling pathway.
GCGUCGGCGUCCGCGUCCGCGUCGGCGUCCGCGUCGGCGUCCGCGUCCGCGUCCCGAUUUGGUUAAGAUUUUGUAUGUAAGCUGGUAUCUCAGCAACCACUUGUGGGAAUGGAUUGAAACUUCACACACUUAUUCACUGUGAUAAACUGACUUACAUUGCACAGGUUCCAUAACUCUGUUUUGCUUUUUUACAAAAUUAUGCCCCUUUUUUGACUUAGAAAUUUUUGGUUAAGGUUUUGUAUGUAAGCUGGUAUCUCAGUAACCACUUGUGGGAAUGGAUUGAAACUUCACACACUUAUUUACUGUGAUAAUCUGACUUACAUUGCACAGGUUCCAUAACUCUAUUUUGCCUUUUCACAAAAUUAUGCCCCUUUUUCAACAUAGAAAUUUUUGGUUAAGUUUUUGUAUGUAAGCUGGUAUCUCAGUAUCCACUAAUGGGAAAGGAUUGAAACUUCACACACUAGUUCACUGUCAUGAUAUGACAUGCAGUGCAAAGGGUCAAUAACUCAACUUUGCAUUUUACAAAAUUAUGCCCCUUUUUCAACUUAGGAGUUUUUGGGUUAAAUUCUUAUAUGUAAGCUGGUAUCAGUACCCACUAAUGGGAAUGGAUUGAAACUUCAUACACUUGUCCACUGUCAUGAGCUGAUAAGCACUAUGCAGGUUCCAUAACCCUAUUUUACUUUUUUACUAAAAUAUGCCCUUUUUCGACUUUCUUAUUCAUUCAAGCGACAAGGCUGUUAAAUAGUCGAGCGUUGCUGUCCUCCGACAGCUCUUGUUGUAGAUAAAAGCAUCAGGUUCAAAAGAAUUAAGAUAUAAUGCGUUAAUGUUUAGCCUGUCUAAUAGAUAAUGAUCUUUGCAAAACUCCUCGUCUAAGUCUCUCAACAUUAACCUAUUGGAAUGUCAUUUAUUUCUCUCUAGUUGAAAAAGUACUCUGCUUAAUAAAUCUACUCGUUGAAUAAUAUGCAUUGCAGAGUUGAGGAGGCUUAGCGACUUAUGUUGAACAUAUAAAAUAACUUUUAAAAUUUUGAGUCUGACACUUUUUGGUAAAUGAAUGAUUUCGUACGAAACGCGAAAAACUGGAUUUGCAUAAUUAUUACCGUGAUAAAGACAGUACUCUUAAAACGGAUUAUGACAUUUAAUUUAUUUCUGGCAUUCAGAAAUUUAACACGUACUGAGGACUGCAAACUGUGACAUUAGGAGAAAACGGGAGGAUAAUGUUGAUUAUGGAGAUGGGAUUAAACAACUAACAGGGAAAAAAUGUCGACAGUAAACAUUACAUCAAACAUGGCGUCGAAUGUUAAUUCAACUGAUGACAUCAUGGCGUACAACGGACCACUCGUUGACGAAGCAAGACGUGAGCUAAUGGAGAUUUAUAUCUAUCCAUUCGUACUUGUGAUCUUCUUUAUGAUUGUAGGAUUCAUAGGAAAUACAAUUGUGAUAUAUAUUUUCACAGCUAAAUGGAAAUUAACAAAAACAACAAUAUUUAUCCUAACCCUAGCAGGAGUUGAUCUUAUGUCGUGUGUUAUCAAUAUGCCGACGGAGGCGGCCAUAUUGUGGAACCCUAUGAAUUUUGAUUAUGAAGUAAUUUGUAAAAUAUCGCGAUUCACAACAUUCAUAGCAUCUGCUUCUUCAUCGUUUGUCUUAAUUGCUAUUUCAAUUGACAGAUAUUUAAUGGUUUGUCGACCAUUCCUUGGAAGGGAAUUAGGUGUGAAGUAUGCUAAAAGGACGUGUCUUAUAGCCGUUCUCCUAGGUAUCAUUUCAACAUGGCCGUCACUUAUAUUCUACGGAACCUAUACAUACCAAGUAGAGAAAACAGACAGUGAGACUGGAAAAGUGAUGAAAAUUGAAAGCAAAACUUGUCUGAUAUCAAAUUUCUAUGUCGAGCAUUACAAAUUACCCGCAGGAUUUUAUUUCUUCUUGUUCGGUGGACACAUUAUUAUGUUCGUUAUUUUGACCAUGGUUUAUUUACUUAUUGGACGCAGUUUAUUUAUGUCAACAAGCACGGACGUAUCUAAUGAAAAAAGACACAGUCUGAAAUAUUUUGGUAUUAGCAUGAUGUCGGCAUUUACUGGCACCGUGCCAAAUAGUCCGGCUGAUAACCGCGAUCGAGUGAGCUGGGGUAGCAGAAGUUCGCGCGCCGUUUCGCUUGAAAAUAUAAACCGUUUAGACCAAAGUCUCGUCAACAAUCUUGCAAGGCAACAACCAAGAAAAACUAAUGAAACCACUGUAAGCAUCGUUUUAAAUGACUUGGAAAACGAAAAUAAAGAACAAUCAUGUUCCAAAAAGGAAGAUAUAGAAACAAAUAUCGAAAAAAGAUCUCAAGGUAACAUGAUGAAAGAUAACAUUUGCAACACAAACAGUAGUUCGCUUAACUUAGAUAACAUUUGUAGUGUUUCAAAUCAGGAAUGUGAUGACAGACUAUAUAUAACACGCAACAAUCUUUGUGUUCAACAAGCGACGUCGGAUGAUAGCGCAAGUGACACGUCAUUCAACUCGCCUGAGAAGAAACCCGACACUAAACUCUUAUAUUUAAACAUUGGUAAACGAGAUAAAGAUAGAACAAAAAAUGGCCGCUUAUCAUCUGGAUCAACAACUAGCACAAACUGCUUAACUCCAGUGACCCCAAUGUCUCCAGUAACUCCAGAUAGUGUAAGCGGGGUUCUUUAUCGGAGCCAAAGCAUAGAAAGUAGGGCAAGAAUAAACCGCAUUAUCUCGGAUGAACUAAGACAUACAGAAGUAAAAGAGUUCAGUCUGCGUAGGAAUACAUUAAUCAUGCGGAUGGUUACAAUAGCUUUUGUUGUGAGUUUUCUCCCUUACCUAGUGAUUGUCAUUAUAAGGUAUUCCAAUCCUGAUAUACCAACAAAAUUAAGUAAAGUCGAACAAAUACUUUAUCAUGUCUUUUUGAGGACAUAUUUCGUAAGUUCAAUGAUAAAUCCUUUCAUCUACGGGUUCUUGAACAUAGAAUUUCGAUCGAAAUUAAAGGAAAUGUUUUGCAAUUUUUGUACAAGACAUAAUAUACAUAUGUGAUACAAACUGCAUACAAAGUAAUUGUUCGGAUUGUAAGCAGUUCAUAUGUGUUCAUUUGAACAUAAAUAAAUAUAAAGUGUAUUUUCAAUGUAAAACGAUGUUAUUACUUAUGUUGUACAAAAUAUAUUUAAAAACUAUAGCUCCAUGCUCUCUAUUUUGUUGUCAUAUUAAACAUCAAUGAAAACUAAAAACACUAAUUUUAUUCAAAAUUGCAAGCAUUUAUAUCUUUCAUUUAUGGUUUCAGACUAUGGAAAUAGAAAUUGUUAUAUUUAAAUUCCCUUUUUUUACUUUGUUAUCACUUAUUUUUCAUGGAGUAGUGAAACCUAUUUCAGAACGUGAAAUUGAAAGUCGGUUUUCUCAUACGUCAAAAAUUCCCGGCGAAUGUGACAAUCGCAAGCAGUAGUUCCGAGGUUUCGGCAAGAUAUUUGACCCUAAAUUGUAUGUUUUGGAUAAUUUUACUACAGAACCAUUUAUCGUUUCUGUCUCUCGGUUUCUUGCGGCAUUGUUUACAUCUGGAAUAUAUGUCAGUUUAAAUGUGCUAUUUUUAUAAUUGCUAACAGUUAGUGGUUCCGUUGUAUUUCCAAAGUACGCCGAUUCUAACAAUUUUCAAAGCUUCAAUAUUGAAAACAUAAUUCUUUGACCAGUACAAGCAGAAAAACAUUUUUCUGCAAUGAAAUUUAAUUGAUAGUAGCUUUAAUAGAACACAACAGCGAUACUAGUCGAACCUCAAGUAAAAAGUGACGUGGCAAGUAUCAUUAUGACCUUUAAUUGUGUUGUUGUGACGUUUAAAUCAACAAAAGAAAUAUUGCAGUUAUUAGUGCCCAGGGUGGCCUCCUUAGUAUCUAGGCACUCAUUAUUGCUACAUACCAAUAUUUCAUUUGUCCUAUUCUUUUCCAUUAAAAAUUAUGACGUUCGUUUUGCAUGAUGCACCAACGCCAAUGCUGCUCAGCUGUUUUGACGACGUCCGCGUA